Monoraphidium neglectum is the source of this 378-nucleotide messenger RNA. RefSeq lists its product as hypothetical. Lineage: Eukaryota; Viridiplantae; Chlorophyta; Chlorophyceae; Sphaeropleales; Selenastraceae. The transcript has a single exon. The record is from RefSeq and is a predicted model, not a curated record. The annotation marks the transcript as partial.
GGACAGCACAACCCCCAACAGCAACAGCAGCAGCAGCAGCAGCAGCGGCCCCCUGACAGGUCCUAUUAUCUGGAUGACUCACUGGAUGACUCAGACGAUGCCCCCCCGCCGUGGAGCCCCGUCAGCAGCGGCCACAGCCCGCUCGGCGGUGAGUCAGCCACCAGCCCGGCGGGCAGCGGCGGCGGCGGCGGCGGCGAGGGAGCGAGCGCCCCGCUGUCUUCGCAGCACAUGCGGUCGGGCCCGCUGCCGCAGAUAGCCGAGUUGGGGGAGAGCCUGGAAGCGAAGGAGACGGGCUGCGGGGGCGCAGGCGGAGGCGGAGGCAGACGCAUGGGCGGCAGGGACGGGGAUGGCGAAUGCAGGGGUUGGCAGCAGCCGUGA